AACGACACCCCGGGAUGGUGGAUGGUGGAUCUGAGAGGUCUCUACACUGUGGAGCAGAUUGUCAUCACAAACAGGGGCGACGACCAACCCUCAUCAGACCGAGCCCAAAACUACCAAAUCGACGUGUUUCCAACUGACCCGAGGUUGUCCCCCAACUUCCCAAUGGCCUCAGGUCAAGUGUGUUACACAAGGAUAGCCCCGCUAGGGGUGGGGGAGACGUUCACACAGAACUGUAGCACCCCCAUAGUGGGCAGGUUCGUCAGGUUCAUCAGAUACACCCCAGACUUAAUGAAUUUAUGCGAGAUCAAGGUCAUGGCCAGUUCCGUAUCCUACCGAGAAAAUAAAUUUUCCAGGACCGAAAACUCUCGUCUCACCAUAGCACCAUUUACAACCACCACCACUACCAGCCCUACCACCUGCUCACUGACGUGUCUGGAGCGUCGUGACAGCGACACCUGCACCGCAUUCAAUUGGAUUCGAACCUCUAACCAGUGUCAGAUGUUCAGCCUUGACCCACGCAUCCCAGUCUCACUCACUGCUGACUCGGACACAGAUUUUUAUAUCCAGGCCUAAUUAGUUUUACGUCAUGUAUACAGGCCUAAUUAGUUUUACAUCACCUGUACAGACCGGCCUAAUUAGUUUUACGUUAUCUGUACAGGCCUAAUUGGUUUUACGUCAUGUAUUCAGGCCUAAUUAGUUUUACGUUAUGUGUACAGGCUUAAUUAGUUUACUUCAUUUAUACAGGCCUAAACGUUUUACGUCAUGUAUACAGGUCUAAUUAGUUUUAAG
Physella acuta is the source of this 789-nucleotide messenger RNA. RefSeq lists its product as uncharacterized. The record is from RefSeq and is a predicted model, not a curated record. Lineage: Eukaryota; Metazoa; Mollusca; Gastropoda; Physidae.